Molecule: messenger RNA, 480 nt
Organism: Laetiporus sulphureus 93-53
Lineage: Eukaryota; Fungi; Basidiomycota; Agaricomycetes; Polyporales; Laetiporaceae
Exons: 2
Coding region: 69-368 (99 amino acids)
Source: RefSeq, a predicted model, not a curated record
AUGGAUUGUGGCUGAACUCUACCACACGGAUAAUCUCAAACGUGUUUCAGGUACGAUGAUGCCACAAAAUGCAAGGUACGCUCGUUCGUUUAUUUCACCGGACAGAUAUUGCAGGACGAACGUGGCCAAGGAUAGCUGCAGUUGAACAAAGUACGAUCUCUGACAAGGCUCCUCUUGUACCGAGUGCGGGACAAAAGCGGGCCACCACGACAAUGAACAAUAACCAUCGUUGGACGAGCACUAUAAAUGCCUUGCGAGCGCCCCGCCCCAUACGCGCUGCUGGACGAACACAAUCAGCCAUAAUACCGUCGACCGGAACCCUGGGUAGCGCGAAAUGUGGCUUCGCUCGCGUUAAUAGUGCUCGCUGAGCUCUGGUUAUUGUUUCCGUCUGACAUUUAGCAAGCAGUUCCCGGGUCCACCUUGCGAAUACAAGGCCUUCCUUUCUCGGAGGAGGCUCACGUGGCAUAGACGCUCGACAAG